This is a messenger RNA of Perognathus longimembris pacificus (Pacific pocket mouse), 1956 nucleotides long. Its product is annotated as collagen alpha-1(I) chain-like. Bases 1 to 1956 code for a protein of 651 amino acids. NCBI's taxonomy places the organism in Eukaryota, Metazoa, Chordata, Mammalia, Rodentia, Heteromyidae. The record is from RefSeq and is a predicted model, not a curated record. The transcript is spliced from 4 exons.
AUGCACAGAGGGCUUACAGAAAUAAAUUUUGAGAUUCUGAAGGAACUAAGGGCUAGCGGAACUGGUGGCCAUGCUCCCCCGUGUAAGUGGCCACGUCAGGGACAAGGUGGCCAGUCCCCAGGCGCCCCGGCACAGAUCUGCGUUGUGACCAUUGCCCAGCCUGAGGUGGCAGACACACAGGGAAUCCAGCCUGUACGGGGCACAGCGGGCGUCGGUCCCCGGCAGCGUCCAGGGGGUCACAGCGGCCGUGCGGGUCCCCGGGCAGCGUCCAGGGGGUCACAGCGGCCGUGCGGGUCCCCUGGCAGCGUCCAGGGGGUCACAGCGGCCGUCAGGGUCCCCGGGCAGCGUCCAGGGGUCACAGCGGCCGUGCGGGUCCCCGGGCAGCGUCCAGGGGGUCACAGCGGCCGUCAGGGUCCCCCGGGCAGCGUCCAGGGGGUCACAGCGGCCGUCAGGGUCCCCGGGCAGCGUCCAGGGGGUCACAGCGGCCGUCAGGGUCCCCGGGCAGCGUCCAGGGGGUCACAGCGGCCGUCAGGGUCCCCGGGCAGCGUCCAGGGGGGCACAGCGGCCGUCAGGGUCCCCGGGCAGCGUCCAGGGGGUCACAGCGGCCGUCAGGGUCCCCGGGCAGCGUCCAGGGGGUCACAGCGGCCGUGCGGGUCCCCGGGCAGCGUCCAGGGGGUCACAGCGGCCGUCAGGGUCCCCCCGGGCAGCGUCCAGGGGGUCACAGCGGCCGUCAGGGUCCCCGGGCAGCGUCCAGGGGGGCACAGCGGCCCGUGCGGGUCCCCGGGCAGCGUCCAGGGGGUCACAGCGGCCGUCAGGGUCCCCGGGCAGCGUCCAGGGGGUCACAGCGGCCGUGCGGGUCCCCGGGCAGCGUCCAGGGGGUCACAGCGGCCGUGCGGGUCCCCCGGGCAGCGUCCAGGGGGUCACAGCGGCCGUGCGGGUCCCCGGGCACUGUCCAGGGGGUCACAGCGGCCGUGCGGGUCCCCGGGCAGCGUCCAGGGGGUCACAGCGGCCGUGCGGGUCCCCGGGCACUGUCCAGGGGGUCACAGCGGCCGUGCGGGUCCCCGGGCAGCGUCCAGGGGGUCACAGAGGCCGUCAGGGUCCCCGGGCAGCGUCCAGGGGGGCACAGCGGCCGUGCGGGUCCCCGGGCAGCGUCCAGGGGGUCACAGCGGCCGUCAGGGUCCCCGGGCAGCGUCCAGGGGGGCAACAGCGGCCGUGCGGGCCCCCGGCAGGGUCCACGGGGGCACAGGAGCUGUGAAUCCACCUCUGGGGGCCCGGUCCCCCACCUUCGAAUCUGUGCCGUCAGGCCCCAAGCGCCUCAGCGUCGGUGGCCAGCUCUUGAGCGUGGGAGGCCCGUGGCCCCCGCGAGGGCCCGCGCUGUGGGUGUCGGGGGGGAAGCUGAUCCGCGCACCCCCACCCGGAGCCCAGGCGCGCGGGGCAGACAAGCAGGGUGUGGGCCGUCCAGGGGGCCGCGAAGCCGAGCGGCUUUGUUCCCACACUCGGGUGGACGUGGGUGAGAAUCGCCCCCGGGGCCGACGCGGCCCUCCCUCUGCGGGUUCGGGACGGGGCGCCUCCUCGCGUCUCCCUCCAGCGCCCGCCUCGCCCCGUUGCGUCCGGACGAAGCGUAGGACGGCUGGCUCUGGGGAGCUGACAUCCACGGUGGCUCCUGGUUCUCCUGCAGGCGAGGGGACGCGAGGGCCCCGGGAGGAAGAGCAGAGGGGGAGGGACGGGCAGGAGGGAGGCUGCCCUGCUCCUGUCCCGCUAGGAACAGCUCGGGACCAGAAAGUCAGGACGGUCCGUGCUGUGGAAGAGGCCUGCGCGGAGGCAGCGCGAGGUCGCUGUGACCUUGGCGCUGCGUCAGCUGGAGCCCCCGCGGCCCCCUGGUGGUCGGGAAGGGAGCUGCGGCUGCCCACUCCCCGUCCACCAGCCGGGGACGCGGACAGCUUCGGGGAUGACUGA